GAAUCGGUGUAUUUGGCAACUCAGCCACGAGGUACAACACACGAAAAUACAGAAGUCUUCAGCGUGUAGGGGUCAGACUACAUGCCCUGCUUCAAGUCUGGAGUUCAUUACAAAGCCAGGCGGCCCACGCUCACCAAAACAUCUCAAAUUGCUUAGAGCGAUUGCGGAAACUCUCUCAAUGCAGUAGCGGCCGACGUGUGAUACGAAUAUAUUAUACAAAGGAACAACACAAACCCUGCUGUUGGCCCACAAAACUGAUACCUUGUAUCAACAUGCCAGGCUUAUAUAAUUAAAUAAGUUGACACAGUCGACCGUUGGGGGUUGAAAUACGAAACGCAUCGAGGCGAAAAAUAUAAAAAAAAUCCUUAAAAAUUGGAAGCUUGGAAGGAUAUCGGCGUUAAAGUGGCCUGUUGUUAAAACGUUGUGGGGGAAGCCGUCGCUUUUGUGUAAAAAAGCUUGAGGUUAUGCCAAGAGGAAAAGAGUCGCGUCGCUGAAUGUUCUGAGUACCCUGUGGGGUAACUUCGCGAUGAAACCCGGCCCCUUUAGAGUUUAUCAAACGUUUACUCGCGAUUUUGACGGUGUGUUUGACAUAUUAAGUUGCAAUCGGAGACAAGCAUGAGCGAUAAUGUAAGAACUCUGCUUGACUUCUGAUUGGUUGCGCCGCAGAUUAACAGAAUGUCACAGGGCUUCUGCCAGCUUAAAAGCUGAGCGUUUCCUUGCCAGGAACGUGGGAACAGCCGAAAGCGUUUAUAUUCUACGCGAGUCGAUUCUCGAUACGACGCGUGGGGAAGUGUUAAAAAGGAGUCAACGUUGUUGGUGGAAUUGUAAUUUUACACAGAGAAGGAUACGUAUACUGCUGAGCGGAGCUUCGUGUUAAAACGGAACGCAAAUAAUGGAGUUCGCACGAAGACUCGCAUCUCCUUCGACAAACUUCGCUGUCAUUUUGCUUCUAAUUCUGUGUGUCUUUCCGAGAGAGGUUACCAACACGCAAGUGAAGGUGAACCGACCAAUUCUUUCCAUGGAUCUUGUGCAACCGCAUUUGAACGACAACAACAUUUUUCGUAUGAACUUCACAGACCAACUCGCCGCAGCUCGAUACAUGAGGAAUUUGUAUGAAAAUCUGAACGAGGAUGUGACGAAGGAUAAUUCGCCUGGCUUUAAUGUUUCAAAUAUAACAACCGCAAACGGACGCGUGGAAAAGGUAGACACGAUAAUGGGUAUAUUAAACGAUGUUCCGGACAACGUUACCUCACAUUUCCACAUGAAAUUCAAGUUCAACUUUACGGCAAAGAUCAAAGCUGGUGACAGCGUCGAAGCAGCCGAAUUCCGCAUUUACAAAACCGGCCCCAGCCGCACGUGGAUGCAAAACGCCACGUUCUUGGUCAAGCUGUCCAUAGUCACGAUUCCAGGACAGCUUAGCACCACCCUUGUGGAGCGGUACAUCCAGGGCUCGAAGAUUGGUUGGGAGAUCUUCGACGUCAAGAGUACGAUUGAUUUGUGGAUAAUUUCUCCCGGAAAUAACAAUGGUUUGGAGCUGUCGGUUACCUUUCCCCGCGCAAAGGGGCUCUCGAUUCCAGUCGACCCAAGUAAGUUGGGUUUCAUCGGUUUUAAAGGACCCUAUGACGAGCGGCCGUUUAUCGUGAGCUUUUUCAAGGGGGAUCCUACAGAAAAGGGCGUGGUCAUUCAGGCUUCGAGUCGCAGGAGAAAGCGAUCGCUGUUCAACCCGGGUCACAUGAAAUAUGGAAACACAGCGUCUUCGACCGAAUGUAAAAAGCGUCGUCUUUACGUCGACUUUCAAGACUUGGAAUGGGAAAGUUGGAUAAUCGCCCCGGACGGCUACGAUUCCUGGUAUUGCGCCGGAGAAUGCACGUACGCGACGUACACGAGACGGAACGCGACGAAUCACGCGAUCGUCCAAACGUUGGUGAACCUCCUUAACCCUCAUUCGGCCCCAGCACCUUGCUGCGCGCCGACCACACUCAACCCGAUCUCAGUUCUCUUCUACGAUGAAAACAAAAAUGUCGUUUUGAAGAAAUUUAAGGACAUGAUUGUGAACUCAUGCGGUUGCCAUUAAACCAGGCACUUCGGUCAUCUGGCAAGCUAAACUUUGCCCAAAAGCAACGAAUACUUGUAAAAUAUACAUGCAUGUUUUCGCAUUUACCAAUUUGCCUAUUUUAGGCGAAGUCCCCGUCAGUUUAUAGACCGGGAAAUAGGGCACUUUGUGUUUUAAAACACUGUAACAUAAAAUUAUAUUACUUUACCGAGUUACUUCAAUGCUCAAAACGAGUUGAAACAUGUUUAUUAGACCAUCCAGUAAAAAGACUGCGAAUGAGGUAUGUCGUGAUGAAUUGUGACAAAAAUAUGUUGCAAAUUGUAGCAAAUGUCUUACAAAAAGUAACAAUUAGUCGUGAUAUAUUGCAACAAUAUUGUUAUAACUCAAAAAUGUCAUAUACUUUUAAAUGGAUCAAUACUUAGCUAAAUUGUAACUUACAUACAUUUAUAUCCACACUGGCCGAAAAAUAGGAACAUUAAAAUCUAUUUGGAUUUAGAUGAUAUAAAAGUUUGAAAUGACAACGCCAGAAUUUUUUAUUAACAUUUAUUACGGAUAUUUAUGAUAGAAAUAUAUCUUACAAAUAAAUCCUGCUAUAUUUUUA
Dendronephthya gigantea is the source of this 2654-nucleotide messenger RNA. Its product is annotated as bone morphogenetic protein 6-like. Lineage: Eukaryota; Metazoa; Cnidaria; Anthozoa; Malacalcyonacea; Nephtheidae. Gene Ontology annotation, cellular component: extracellular region. The coding region runs from base 893 to 2074 and encodes 393 amino acids. The transcript is spliced from 2 exons. Gene Ontology annotation, molecular function: growth factor activity; cytokine activity. The record is from RefSeq and is a predicted model, not a curated record. Gene Ontology annotation, biological process: SMAD protein signal transduction.